Messenger RNA from Trichomonas vaginalis G3, 471 nucleotides. Its product is annotated as protein of unknown function, DUF4106 family. The record is from RefSeq and is a predicted model, not a curated record. Bases 1 to 471 code for a protein of 156 amino acids. The transcript has a single exon. Lineage: Eukaryota; Parabasalia; Trichomonadida; Trichomonadidae.
AUGUUAGUAUUGAAAAACAUGUUCCUUGACAAAAUAAAACCAACUACAGAAAUAAACGACGCAAGACUGAAAGAUUGGGUAAAAGCUUUCCCAUUCACAAAAGAUAUAGUUGGUAACAUGGAAAGAAAACCAGAAUGGCUACAAAAACAUAUAUUUGGAAACGAGCAUAUUCCAUAUGGACAGGCACUGUUUGAAGAGCUUGAACCGGAAACUCAGGAAAGAGUCAUGCAAACAAUACGCGAAGACUCAAAUACAGACUAUGACAAACUCUUUCUAGGAUAUAGGUUACCUGAGAUGGGCGACCAGAGCCAAAAGGCAAAAAGGACAUGGGAAAUUUGCAACAUACUAGAUGAACAUAAUGCAAAGAUGCAACAACUUCAAGCAGAGGGCAAUGAAGGAAAAAGAAGAGUUAAAAACUCAGUCAGGAAGAAAGUAAAGCUUGGUCCACGUGGGUUCUAUUAUGACAUAUAA